CAUAUGACACAUUUUCCCGAAAGAAAUCUUUGCUUGAUCGUAUUUAAAAAUCAGAAAGAAGAUAAAGGUUAAACAAUAUGGCAGAAAAAAUAGAAAUUGAUACGUCAAUAUUAAAUGGAAGAACAGAGGAAGAAGAUAUUGUAACACCUUGGAAUGUUGCAACUAGAAACGAAACUGGAAUUGACUAUGAUAAACUAAUUAAAAGAUUUGGAAGUUCGAAAAUUGAUGAAGAACUAUUGGCCAGAUUUGAGAAAAUCACAGGACAAGAACCACAUCAUUUUCUUAGAAGAGGAAUAUUUUUCUCUCAUCGAGAUAUGAAUAUUAUUUUAAAUCUUUAUGAACAAGGAAAACCUUUUUACCUUUAUACUGGUAGAGGACCUAGUUCAGAUUCUAUGCAUUUGGGACAUCUCAUACCAUUUAUGUUUUGCAAAUGGUUACAAGAUGUAUUUCAUGUUCCAUUAGUUAUACAACUAACUGAUGAUGAAAAAGCAAUAUGGAAAAAUAUAAAAAUAGAAGAUGCAAUUAAAUUGGCUUAUAAUAAUGCAAAAGAUAUUAUUGCUCUUGGAUUUAAAUCAGAGAAUACGUUUAUCUUUUCUAAUUUAGAGCAUAUUGGAAAUAACCCAGCAUUUUAUCAAAAUAUGAUCAGAGUACAAAGGAGUGUUACAUUUAAUCAAGUGAAGGGUAUUUUCGGAUUUGGAGAUAGUGAUCCUAUUGGAAAAAUUUCAUUUCCACCUACUCAAGCUGUUCCAGCAAUUUCUGGAACUUUUCCUUUUAUCUUUAAGGGUGCGAAAGUUCAUUGUUUAAUACCCUGUGCUAUAGAUCAAGAUCCAUAUUUUAGAAUGACAAGAGAUGUCACGCCAAAAAUUGGCUAUCCAAAACCAGCUCUAUUACAUUCUAUAUUUUUUCCUGCUUUACAAGGCUCCAAAACAAAAAUGUCUGCUAGUGAUAAUAACACUGCAAUAUUUUUAACGGACACUGCUAAACAAAUAAAAAACAAAAUUAACAAACAUGCAUUCUCAGGAGGACAAGCCACUAUUGAAGAACAUAGACGAUUAGGAGGCAAUUGUGAUAUUGAUAUAGCAUAUCAGUGGUUGCGAUUUUUUUUAGAAGAUGAUGAAAAAUUAGAACAACUUAGAAAAGGUUAUACUAGUGGAGAAAUUUUAACAGGGGAACUUAAAAAAGAAUUAAUUGAUGUGCUACAGCCUUUGGUAGCUGCACAUCAAGAAGCUAGGAAUAAAUUAACAGAUGAAAUAGUUAAACAAUAUAUGAUUCCCAGGGAUCUCGGUUUUGUGACAAAUAUAAAAUAG
Molecule: messenger RNA, 1307 nt
Organism: Eufriesea mexicana
Lineage: Eukaryota; Metazoa; Arthropoda; Insecta; Hymenoptera; Apidae
Product: tryptophan--tRNA ligase, cytoplasmic-like
Exons: 3
Coding region: 78-1307 (409 amino acids)
Biological process (GO): tryptophanyl-tRNA aminoacylation
Cellular component (GO): cytoplasm
Molecular function (GO): ATP binding; tryptophan-tRNA ligase activity
Source: RefSeq, a predicted model, not a curated record